This is a messenger RNA of Fulvia fulva, 453 nucleotides long. RefSeq names its product Eukaryotic translation initiation factor 1A. The record is from RefSeq and is a predicted model, not a curated record. Gene Ontology annotation, molecular function: translation initiation factor activity; RNA binding. The transcript has 3 exons. NCBI's taxonomy places the organism in Eukaryota, Fungi, Ascomycota, Dothideomycetes, Mycosphaerellales, Mycosphaerellaceae. Gene Ontology annotation, cellular component: cytoplasm. Gene Ontology annotation, biological process: translational initiation. The coding region runs from base 1 to 453 and encodes 150 amino acids.
AUGCCAAAGAACAAGGGAAAGGGUGGUAAGAACAGGAGAAGAGGAAAGAACGAGAACGAUAAUGAGAAGCGUGAACUCACCUUCAAGGAGGAGGGCCAGGAGUACGCACAGGUCGUCAAGAUGCUGGGUAACGGUCGUCUCGAAGCCCUCUGCUUCGACGGCGCCAAGCGACUGGCACACAUCCGUGGCAAGCUCCGCAAGAAGGUCUGGAUCAACCAGGGCGACAUCAUCCUCCUCUCACUCCGAGACUACCAAGACGAGAAGGGCGAUGUCAUUCUCAAGUACUCCGCCGACGAAGCACGUAGUUUGAAGGCAUACGGAGAGCUACCGGAGAGCGCCAAGAUCAACGAGACAGAUACAUAUGGUGGAGACGAAGAGGGCGGUAUUGGCUUCGAUUUCGGCGAGGACGACUCGGAUGGAAGCGACGACGAGAUCGACGUGGACGACAUCUAG